UAUGUAAUAUAAGUCCAGGCCAGCGCAACUCCUUUGACAAUCUUCUUCAAGUUCCGGUAUAUGUUAGGACUAUCUUCAUUAGUCUAUGGUCUGCCUAUGACACGGCGUCGGAUCGCCCUGGAUCGCCUGCUUUCAAUAUGUCACGCGGUCCGACGUUGAUUUUCCGAUCCUAGAUGUAUACUGGUACACUGACACCUGCAUAGCUAGACUUAGCUAGACGAGAAUCCGCUGAUCAAACUUAAGCGCCACGCCAUUUGGACCAGUUCACGUGCGUUCUAUGUAUAUCUCCAAGGGUUAUUCCCCGUCUGCUUUAAAUAAGUCUGAGAUCUGAUUGGCCCAAUCUCAGAAGACUUCCAUGAUCAUGCGAAUCAGAUAGCGAUAACAUCCUUCGAGUCGUGCUUUAUUUCCUAGACUAGACAGCAACAACUACCGAUGAGCGAGGAUGCACAGUUGAGGGUGACCUUUUUCCCCCCACUUUAUCUGCAGAGGAGAAUAUGGGUAUUAGACAUCCUUCGUCGGGAGCAAGUCACAGAGAUCGUAGACAUUGGUUGCGGGGAGGGUCAACUACUUGCAGUUCUCUGCCAGCCCGCGCCAAGUCUUUCCCCUCCUAGCCCUGGUGUGCUGGUAUCUCCUAGCGACGCGACCUCGAGCGCACUCGAAGAAAGUGAUCUCGACCUCCACCCCACGCGCAUCGCUGGCCUAGAUAUCUCCUCCCACGCACUUGCAUCCGCGAUCGAGGACACCGCUCCUGCUUCAGCAAACGCGUCAUACACGCGAUGGGAACCACUCGAAGUGAACAUCUGGCACGGAGGGCUCGAGGUAUUCAACCCAGCUUUUGUAAAUGCAGAAUGUAUCCUAGCAACAGAGGUUAUCGAACACCUCCCAGAAAACAUUCUAGUUAAUUUUGCACCCAUGAUCAUGGGCGUGUACCACCCUCGUCUACUUCUCGUCACGACGCCGUCGUACGGGUUUAAUGCGCGUUUCAGCCCUCCUGGGUUGACUGACCCCAGCGGGUUCCCUGAUCCUACGAAGCGCACAAAUAGGGUGUUCAGGCACCACGACCACAAAUUCGAGUGGACUACCGAGGAAUUUCGGGAGUGGUGCGAAGGCGUUGCGCAGGAAUGGGGAUAUCAAGUGGAAACGGCGACUAUCGGCCGUGCACUAGAAAAGGACGAGUGGGGCCGAGACGAAGAGCUGGGAGGUGCGAGCCAGGUAACUGUCUUCAACCGUCUCGAAGGCGAGGCUUGGGCUACGACGCGGGAGGAGAACAGUACCUGGAUGAGAGAAAGGUCGAAAACCCAAACGGAGCAUCAUCUGCUGGCAGUACACCACUACGAUGCGCAUGUUCAUGCGGGAAAGCGAGGGUCAGCCGAGGAGAUUGCGACUGCUGUAGCCGACAAGUUCGAGGAGUGGGAAGAGGCUGAGUUGCGAUUAGAGGAGAUCUGGUUCACAGAGGAGAUCGGACCGAUGUGUGGUGGGUGGGUCGAAGUUCUGAUCGAGGCUAUUGAGGAAAGUGCCAAGUUCGAUCUUCGAAGAAGCAAGGGCCAGAGAAGGGGAGAUUGGCCGGUGUUGCUAGUUGGAGGGGGUAAGAAGAAGAAGAAGACAUCGGAAUGGUUUCCGGAACAGACGACAGAUGAUAUGUAUGAAGAUGUCCAGGAGGGAUAUUGUCAGAGCAGUCCUGAUGACGAUGUGGUAUUCGAGUGGGGAAGUGGUCGGUAUUCUUCAGACUCUGGCGUUGAUCUUUCGUGGGAUAUUAGCAAAGAGGAUGGUGCAUGGGAGAGGGCGGAGACUACAUGGACAUCCCAGAGUUCUUCGGACAACACAGAUGGUUGGAGCACCGUGACUGCGGGUUGGGACCUUGAUAUCCCAGAUCAGAAGACUUAGUGUAAUUCAUUGAUAAUACGUACAUGGGACCACCUGCAUAGAUCGCUUGCGGCUGAAGAGCGCCAAGUUCUGAAGUUCUAAACGUUGAACAUUAAUGUCAAGUACUUUCCGAAUGACCCACGUCGCCCGCGAUGUGUCAGAUCAUGGCAUGGGCCUUUCACAUGAGGUUAUGACUCAUGGAGCCCUCCGAGGACAGACGAUAGACAUACAUAUUUCAUCUUAUCGAGUAUACCCGAAAGCAGUCAGUGUGUGGCAAACCAAGACACUUGCGCUCUCGCAAAGUAGAAAUGAUGACGCGAUGUUCCUUAUAGUAACAGCCAAGCUUGCAUAGCAUUCGACCCUUCGCAAUUGCAAAGGCUCCAAGGGCCAAAAACACCAAAUACAUCUUCAGUGUCACCGGUCACCUC
Molecule: messenger RNA, 2291 nt
Organism: Suillus paluster
Lineage: Eukaryota; Fungi; Basidiomycota; Agaricomycetes; Boletales; Suillaceae
Exons: 3
Coding region: 433-1884 (483 amino acids)
Biological process (GO): siRNA processing; piRNA processing; RNA methylation
Cellular component (GO): nucleus; cytoplasm
Molecular function (GO): RNA methyltransferase activity; O-methyltransferase activity
Source: RefSeq, a predicted model, not a curated record